CAGUCGGCUCAUUUGCGAUUCGUCACUGAACAACAUGUAUUGGGGCUGAUUUAAGGUUGUCUUUAUUAUACGUCGAUAUAUUAGGCUCGUUACUGUAAUGCAAGCUCUGUGAAUGGAGUUUUACAGUCGGCAAACUAUACCAUUACCACUAACGGAGGAUCAACAACAGCUGAUCAACUUCCCCUGAAGAAGAACUGACCAAGAUAAGCAGGGGCGAGCAAACGCCCUCGUGUUUCUAUCGAUAUAAAAAUCAGAACAAUAAAGAAAACCAGUGGAAUGUUUAUCUGCACUAAGCAACGGACGUGAUGUAUGUUUACAGAAAGUUGAGACGUAGCCUCUUACGAAGAUUUGGAGGCCACAGAAAGCUGGUUAUAUGUAUGUUUGUACUAAUGCUAUGUCUGGCGCUGUAUUACUAUAGGUCCCCUGUCCUCCAAGCAGGUAUGAGACAGGUGUGGGAUGGGAGCAUGCUGUUAAAAAAUAUCACAGGUACUUCAUGUGGAGUAAGGUGUCCUGCUGGCCAAAUUGCUUUUAUGAUUAAGACAGGAACGGGGAUGAAUGUGGGACCAACAAUAUGCUUCAACAAUAAAAUAGUAUUCAGUCCGGACCUUCAGAAUGCAGCUCGUGGUAUAAAUGCAGUAUUUAUAGACCCUGACACAUUGGAAGUAAAAGACCAACAAACUUUUGAUACAUAUCUUGAUGUUUAUCCUCUACUACGAUAUGUCAGAGAAAAAGUGCCAAGGAAUACACUUGUUUUAGCUGCAAGCUAUGAUGAGGUGUCUGAAGGCCUGAAAGAUGAUGGGAGAAAUGUCUUCAUUGCUAUGGGAAGCAGACUCAUUUCAGAAGUACAUUUCCGAGAUGCCUUUAUGAUGGUGGGCCAAAUGGGUUUAAGACCAGGCCAUGCUAUAGAGUUUCAUAAAUCUAGAGAAGCAAGUGCCUUUGCUAAGUCCAUAGAAAAACAUGGAUGUUUUGGAUUACCAAUGGGUCCUAUUGGAGACACGGAGGAAUAUCUCCCCUCUGUACAAACCGUUGGAGCCAUCCAACCAGGGAAGGAGCUAAGGAAUUGUGGAAUGGCUUCUGGGUGUGGGGACGGAACAUUUUCUGUGAUGGUUGAUACAGGGGAUAGUGACAAAAUUGCUCCAAAAAUUUGCGUUGGUGGAAAAAUAAUUGUAGACAAACAAGUCAACGAUGCUGGACGUGGGUUUAACAUGGUGGUGAUCGAUCAUGUCUCCUUCAAGGUCAAAUCUAUCUCUAGAUUUGACACAUACUCGAAAGAUAGCCUUAAUUUAGAAUUUUUCCUGGACAAGCUUGAGCCCGAAGAUAUAGUUAUAGCUGUUGUUAAUGACGAUGGAUCGAGGAAGUUGAGUUUACAUGCCAAAGAGUUAUUUAACCAACUGGGAAGCAGUAUGGUACAGAACCUUAAGUUUAGAGACAUCUGGUAUUUUGUAGGUCAGCGUGGCAUCAAGGGAUUCACUGCACAUGAGAAGAUAAGUUAUGCUGGAUAUGAUGGUGAAUGGCCAAAAACUUUACACAACGCUUUUUGUGUCAAUAGAAAAUUAGAGGGAUUGAAGGUGGCCCCUGACCCAGGUGGUUACCGUAAUGAAGGCAGGCGAGCAUUCUGUAAGAAAUAUGAUGGCUACGCAGACUUCUGUGAUGCAUCAAAGAUCGAUAAAACAAUCUCGCCAGUGGCCCUGGUAGAUAAGAGUCUGUUUAAUAAUCCAGUGUUUGAUGUCCCAAUUAUUAUAAUACCAGGAAUGGACCAUAACGCCCUUGUUCGUACUUUAGAGACAACCAUCAUGCAGCCGGGAGUGCAUCCAUCCCUCGUCACUGUUAUGUGGGAUGAAAAAACCGUGGAACAUGCAGAACUUGCUGACCUGUUUAAUUAUAACAAUCACAGCCUGUCAGGAAGUCUUAAUUAUAUAGACCAGAUGCAGAAGGCACUGACAGCUGGGUGGGAGCUCCAUUCUGAAUCUAAAUAUAUGAUUGUUCUAGAGGAAGAGAUUGUCCUGGCUCCUGACUUUCUUUCCUUCCUUGGUCAAAGUUUGGUUGUAGUGGACUCUGAUGCUACACUUCUGGGGGUGUCUGCCUGGAACUACAACGGUUAUGACACGACUUCUGGAGACAGGACCCUUGCAUAUCGAGUUGAAGAGUUUCCUGGACUUGGAUUCCUGCUGAAGCGAAGUGUUUACGACACUUAUAUGAAAAACCGCUUGUCCAUCUGUUGCGUAGGAAGAGUUUGGGAGGACUGGGGAUUAGCUGGAGAUGAUGUUGUUGGUGAAAUCCUUAUACCAGACGUUUCGCGCAUUUACCGUCAGCCGUACCAAACCUGGAAUACUGAUGAAGAUUACCUGACUGAGCUUUUCAACAAACCAAGGCUUACCAAUAUAGAGGCUGGGAUGAACCUGAAGGGCUUGUCUCGCUUAAUGGACAGUAGCUAUGACAGCUUACUUCAUAAAACAAUCGAAUCGGCAGGGAUCAUCACUGUCGAUAAGCUAAAGAAAUGUAUCACUGGAAAAGAACAGUUGUUAUAUGUGCCAGCUGAAAUUAAAUCAGUAUUUGCUGUUUAUUUCGAGCAGUCCGGUCCUCAAGACUAUUCCCUUUUGAAUCAAUUAUGUCAUUGUUUUGGUUUAUAUUCCGUCAAAGGCAAAAGGCCCAGAAACCUACAUAAAGGCAUAAUAAGGUUUUAUUUCGACAGAAGAGAAGGUAUCUUAAUAGGGUCAUCAUCACAAGAAUUUUACCGACACAAACCUGCUGACCACCAGGCGCUUAAAAUACAGGAUAUGAACCAUAAAGGUUAAAGGUUUAUAAGUUCAUAUUUAUACACACUAUUAUAAUAAAUUAAACAAAUUACACUUCAUAACAAUUACUUUCCAGAAAUCUGAUGUGCAAUAUGUUCUUAUUUAAGAUAAAUAUUAAUUUUUUUGGAAGGUUUGUGUUCCAUCAUCAUUGUUGGUGUAUUGAAAGUGUAUGCUUAAUUUGUAAAACACAUUGAGAGGAAAUUAUAUACACAUGUAAUUAUAUUAACAUUUGUUAACUUUGCUAAGAAUGGUCCACAAAGGCAUCAAAACUGUACCAUAUUUAUCCGACAAUAAGUCCAUUCUGGUAAUCAGCCCACCUCUACCAAUUCUAUUUCACCAAGACAUUCCAACAAAUGCUUACCAAUUCCACUGCCACAUUGAGUCAGUCUGAUUGCAUGUUUGCGACUUGUGCUAAUUCUGGUAUAAAUUUGAUGUACUUUUUAAAGUUGCUUUUGCAAUUUGAAAUAAAAAUACAGUUAUGAUGUUUAUCAACACCAAGGUAUUUUGAAAUUAAAUCCAAGAAUCUUUGGGUUGUAAAUUUGAGCACUACUGCUGCUGGAGAUAAUACUGAACCUUUUGUUACAAUUUAAGCAUUGUUAUACAUGUAUAUGAUGUUUUAUAAAAAAAUUUUUAAUGAAAGUCAUUUAUACUGUACCAACAAACCUUAUUUUGGGAGCUACAUUUUAUAUUAACGUAUAAGUGUUAGCAAGCUCGCUUCCAAUAUAACAAUAUACCAGGACCGAAAAUUGGAGAAAAAAAAUUCGUUUGUUUACAAUUUCAUUUUCGGAUGAUGCUUCUUAUGGAAGUUUUACACCUUAAUUUACCAUAUAAACAAACAUACAAUAUUUUAUUUGUAGAAGUUAUGUACCUAGAUCUAGCAAAAUGUCCAGAAAAAUUUAGAUGGAUUUACAAACAUUUGCAUGGACCAGAUUGCUUCACAAUAUGUUUGCGUUUUAUUAGGCAAAGUGUGUGAAAUAUUGGUGUACAUUUUAAAAUGGGCAAGAAAAUAACCUAACACAACAAAGACAGUUGCAACCCCAGCAGAAAUAAUUUUACGGAAUACCAGAUAUGAAAUAUCUAAUCCUGUUACGCUUCAGUUACUUACUAGAAGUAAUGCUAUAUUGACAAAACUUAUUCCCACUCUGCUAUUUCGUUUGUCAAAAUUGACCACAGGAAAAAAAUGUUUAGAUUUUGCUAUAUUUCAAGUCAUUGGAGAGCUAUUCUGAAAAGGCACAGAACCGCCAGAUAUUUCCCAAUGUGUGCGGAAUAACCCUUUUAAGUUAGAUUUGAUCUACAUAACAGCAGUAUAAAAUGAAAUAAAAAAUUUACAUCCUAAUUGGUAUACAGAUUGAUGGAAAUAUUAUUAUGCUAAGCAUUAAAUUUUAAGCAAUUCAUACACACAGCAGAAAAAAAAGGUGUAUUGGUGUAUUAAAUGUACGUAAUUAAGAUGAUAAUAUUGUGCAUUUCGUUUCAUUAAAAACCACAAUUUGAUAUUUAUUUUCUACCUUUCGUAAUGUUUAAAUAUGUCUAAGUCCCCUUUCAUGGGUAUCAUCUACUGUUUGCCUAUAACUAUUCCUAUACACCACUUUAUCUCUGUAUACACUCGGAAACCUUUUACAGCGCCAUAUUUUGCUAUAUACACGGCGAUAGUCGUGAUGUUUCACUGUGUUGCUUUCAGGGAUGAAUUUUAAACGCCAUAAUAGUGAUGUAAGGAUAUUUUGCACUGGUUAAUUGAUCAUUAAUUAGACAAUAUAUAUAGACAUGCCUGCCAAACUGAUGUUUGUUUUUAAUUAAAUCUGCAGAGAUAAUGAUCUGUCAACAGUCUGUCUGUUUUUGACCAAUUAAUCUGCUUUACAAUUAAUAUAUGACUUGUCUUUCAACAAACAUAUUUUAUCGAGUUAUUGCAUAUCAUAUAUUUGGAUGUCUAAACGAGUUGGAAUAGGUCCUCACACUAGACGAGACAUCCACAAAAUGCCACACAAGCUGUUCCCCGCUUGUGGGUGGACUGGGAAUACGUCACACAGUAAUUAUUUGUAUGUACAAAAGAAGCCCGAUUCCGAUUUAUUGCCGGAUUGGCAUACUGAAAAAAAAUAAUCUAAAAGUAUUUGAUUGGACAAUCAUCCAGCUGUGAUUUCCUAUUUUCUGAGUCUUCACCGGUAAUAUAGACUCGCGCAGGAAUUAAAUCGCAAAGAGCCACAAAUUUCACAGCAAUGGCGGAAACUGUUCGGUUCACCUGCCAAGUGCAGACGACAUUUCUGCAAAAAUACAGGCGUAAUCUUAAUAAAUGGUUUGUUGAAUAAAAAUGAUAUGUUGGUUAUGUAAUUUUCAUUAGUUUUCAUUAAGAAUAGGUUUUGCAGCAAGACAGAUUCGUUAUAUGGGUUUUAGACACGUGAAAUGGGGUCUUAUAUUACAUGUCUGGAUUCCCGAAUGAAUGCGAGGGAAAAUAUGAAAUCCAGGCAGGUAACACGAAACCCUAUUGCAUGCAUCUAAAUAUCUAAAUAAAGAAUCUAAAUAGAUAAAGAGAUAUUGUUCAUGUUCAGGAUUGAACUCCAGGAACCAAUAUAGACACAAACGUACAUUCCAUUAUAUAUGUACAUGUAUUUCGAUUUGUUUAUUAUGAAGAUGUUUUGGUGUUUUGUAAUACCUUUCAAACAUUCAUUUGUACCCUCGAUUCUGUGAACGUACAUGUUUUAUCGUACUGAAGUUUUAGAGCAUAACAAAAUUUAAACAGAAUUAAGCGAUAUGUUUUUAACGCAAGAACACUAAAAUAAGAUUUACGAUAAAGUAUGUAUGUUUACAAUAUACAGUAUGUUCGAUCAUUACUGCAUGCUUUUUAUGGAUUCAUUAUUUCUGAAACAAUGUUUAAGUAAACAUUUUCAACCCAGUGAUAGGUAGUAUGAUCAAUCAAAUGAGGAUAUACUGUAUAUCGUUUGUUUACAGACAUUUUCUCUGUUUGUUAGUUGAACGGUAUUUAUACGUUAUACUGUUGAAAGCAAUGAACAAUUUUGAAAAACUUCAGCGUCUGAAUGGUGACGUCAUUUCUUGUUGUUUGAAGCCAUCGUGAUUUCAGAUUCAACAUCAUGAUUGUCUAUCUACUUUAAAUACUGUUAUACAACAUAUACAAUCUAACAUUUCUUAUUUGAUUUGUAACAUCACAUGGCUUUAGUGAAAUGUGUUUCAAUGUUUCCAUCGCAUGUUCAAGUUUCCCAAUUAUCUUAGGUAAUUAUCAGACUAAGAAAUUAUAUGUUCUAAUUGACUGAAGGCGACAAAACAUGCAUAAUGAUUUUAUUAUUUUGCAAUUAUCUUUCUGGCAAGGGAGUAUUGUUCGUUGUUUCAAAACUUCCCAAUUUGUUUUUCUCAUAUUUAACGGCCAUAUACUCUUGUGUGUGUAAUGAUUUUGAGGUAACAGGGCGGUAAGAGGUAACAGGGCGGUAAACAUUGCUGGUGUAUUUAAGUCACCACACUUUGCCAUAAUCUUGCAUUUCAUUUCUAAUUUAUUUCGACUGAUUGAUAUUUUCUCAGCUUCAAAGACUCUUCAGUGACUCUUAUUAAUGGAACAAAAGUGUGUAAAUUUUGAUAAAAAGUUUCAGAAAAUAUUUCAAUGCAAAGUAACGUCAAACUGUGAAGACAAAUUACAUGAGCGAUGCUACCUUCAUAGAUAUGUAAAUAUCGCGUUUGGCUGUGAAUUUAUGAUGUAUAAUGGAUUAACAUUCAAACAUGCUAUUCACAUGCCUGCAUUUUACUUCGGAUUCAUACUCAUGAAAUAAAAUGAUUAAAAGGUUUAAAGGAAACAAAGAAAUCCCUACUACAAAGUCUUUAAAUGUUAAUCACCAACCAAACGUGUACACUAAUGCUUCAAACAUCAACAUGUCAACACUCCUGUGCCGAAUGGAGCUACGUGUAUGCUUUUUUCAGAAUUGUUCAUUGCAAUUGAUUAUUAAGUUUAAAGAACCAUCAUGGUUCUUAUGUGAUAUAGCAAAGUUUUAAAUUGUUAUUCAUUGUUUAAAUACACAGCAUGACUGUUAACAAAAUAUAUUGUAAAUAAUUUAAACGAAGAAGAUGAAUAUUCACGGAAUGUAGAAAAUUGGUAAUAAUUUCCUUUUAUUAUUAAUUUAUAUGUUCUUCUGUUAUUUUGUUACCAAUAAUUAAGCUAAAAGUAACUCUUAAAAAUAAUUACUUUUCCAUUUGAUUAGUAGACCACUUCAUUUCACUUUGUAUUAGUAAAUCUGAUGAAUUUUUUCUCUAGAAAUAUCAGAUUAACUAUGAAAUUUUUGGUGCAUUGUUGUACAUAUUAGGUUUUUUUUACCUUGUAUUCGUGGCAUAAUUAAAUGUGUAGCUGUUUUUGUUGUUGUUUUUUUUCCCAUUUUUUUUGCGACAUAUUUCAACUUAACCUGUGACAUUACAGUUUCAAAUCUUUGGCGCACGCGUCUAAUAUCUUAAGAAGCUGAAAGUGUUUAAUCAAUUUCUGGCAUGAUUUGCGGUUAUACUCAAUAUAAUGCUCCCCAUAUCGGUUACCACCUGUCUCGUCAUUAGCCUUAUUGGGUCAUCAUUUCCCCUUUUACAAUUCAACCAUAAUGCCAUUUGCGGCACAUUGCAAACACCCGUCAAAUAUUUGCCAAACAUUUUACACGUAAGUUUUAAUACUCGUAAUAUGAUAUCUGUACAUAUUUUAGAUUUGUGUCAUAUCGUCUGCUUGGUGUAAAAUUGCAAUUUUGUCAUUCAGAGUCAACAAGCUGUGAACUCGUUUUAUUUUUGGCUUCUUUAAUAGCAAUCGUAGCGUUUUAAUUUGUCAACUAUUUGGAGACAGGCAAAUGUGAUUGUUUUACGAGUGUGAGUUUAACGAAAAUGUGUUAAUUAUAAAAUGAGUCCUUUUAGAUCAAAAUUGAAUGACACCAUUUUGGAAGUCAACGAAUAAUACAUUCCACUUGUGAAAAUGACUUUCAUUUUACUUCGUGUUUUAAUUGAUUCGUGUAUGAUUGUGACAUUUCAUAAAAUUCUUGAAGCACCAAAAUCAGUAUCGAAUAUUAAUUUUAGAUAUGCCGUCGCAUAAAAAUAUAUGCAAUGCUUAAUUUUAUCAUUUCAUUUCAAUUAAGGAAUGUUUACAAAUUUAUCAGGAUUAUUAAACCAAAUUUAUUAGUUAAUUAUUUGUUUUAUGUAUUCAAUGAACUAAUGAUUGUUUUUAAAAUAUUAUUAAUCUGAUUUGUUGUGUUAGAUAUAGUUAAUUAUGAUCAUUAUUAUAUUUUUAUGAUCAAGGAGGAACGCAAGCUUACACUUUUUAUAUCCAUUAUAUUAAGAAUUAAAGUAUUGUGGUAUUUAGUAGUUUUUUACAAGGAUAGUUCCCGUUGUUCAUCUAGUAGCAAUUCGCAUUUUUUUCGUGGUCGGUGCAUUUAUUUCAUUUUGAGACCUUGCUAUUCUAUGGAUUGAUCACUCGUGAAAUGAGGAAUCAUUUUCUUCUCCUGUCAAAACGACUUUUGUUGUCAGACGCCUCUUGCUGUGUGUUAUCUUGUGGGUAGUGUCCAUCGCCGACACGAUUCCGUUGGAUAUAAUUUAUCGAUUUCGUACUCUUCUAACACUGCCGAAGAGGACUAUUUAUAUAUUUUUUCUUCUUCCUUUUUUCUUCUCUUCAAUACUUGAAUUAAAUUGUUCGGAACAUCACUUCAUAUACUCGUUUCCCUACAAAUGCCAGUGUUGCAUGCACACGCUUUUUCUGGUAGUGGAAGUACGCUCUAAUAUUAUACAUAUGCAGCUACAUUUGCAUGUGACAUACGUCAGUCAUCAGGAUAUUCUAACAUGAAAUGACAGAUUGUGCCGUAGUGUGAAAGAUGUUGACAUAUUAAAAUGACACGUUGGUAUCAAAGCACUAACUCUGUAUAUUUAGGGAUCGCAUGCACAGUUAGGCAUGUGUAGGUACAACAAGUAAAGUAUUAUGUCACAGGAGAUGGUGAAGAACAGCGUGAACCUCCAAUACAUCCCGUAUCAAUUGUUGGAUUAUUAAGUUGCCAACUGGGAGGGAUAUAUAUAUAUAUAGUUGUUUAUCUUUUAUAUUUAAGUGUAUCCCUGCUAAGCUAUUCGUUUGCUUUUGUAAUUUGUAUUUGAAUUUUUACAAACUUGAUAGCUUUUUGCUUACAUUAUGUUGAUAUUGUGAGCAAUGCGUUGUUGAUUUGUGAUAGCUGCUGUUUACCUUAUGUAUUUCUUAAUAAAGAAUACGCACCAUUCUUAUUUUCCAUAUUGUGUUAGUACUUGCUCCAUUUAUACUUCACAUACGAUCUACUGUUAAAGUAUUAUUACCCCUGAUAAUCUGUGAAUUGUGUACUAUUUUGAAUCCAAUUAUGUGUAAUAUUUUGUGCAAAUACUGGUUUUGACCAAUAUUUCAGGGGUAUGAUAAACAAUAUCAGUGAUGUGACAUGUCGAUCACCCUUAAGGCUGAUUGAGCAUGUAUAUGUUGCCAGUCAUUUAGUAUGAAGUUUUGUUUUUGGGUGACAGAUUUUACUAGUAUUGACAAUUAAGCAUUUAUAAACAAACUUUUCAGCUUUAUUUCGUGCUUUUAUCGUUUGAAGAUUUUAUUCAGAUAUUUCUAAACAAUUCUACUCAUACCUCAGGAGCUUAAUUAGCCUAUAGACCCACACUUAUUAGUUGUUUUCUUGUUUCAUAAUCAUAUUGGAUUAAUAACUAUUACUAGCAUAGUAUUUGAUAAUAAUAAAUUGGAACAAACAACGUCAACUGUGGAAUAAGAUUCAUCAGCUUGGUAUGAAUGAUUUAUAACAAGUUUGUUUUGUACACAAAUAUUGAAAACAUAAUUCACGUGCUUUCGAAAACAUUUCUUUCGUCAAGCGUAGACUACAAUAGCCGAGAGUUGGUGUUCUGACAACUGAAAUCAGCUCACUACCCAAAAUAGGUCGAGUUAGUGAAGUCAGCUGUCAAAUCCGUAGCGUGACAUUUCGACUAAAUGCACUUUAAUACUGUAGGUAGUCAGAGGGACGGGUCAGAACACCGACACUCGGCUAUUGUACGUUUUCGAAAGCUCGCAAAUGAAGUUUUCGAUUUCUGUUUGUGUACAAAGCAAACUUGUUAUAUAACACAUUAACUUACUGUAAUAUGUGUGUGUAUGUAUUCGUAUAACAGGGUGCAUGUGUUCUAAUAAAACCAUUGUAAAAGUUGAGUGAUUAGGUAUUCUGAGACAGAGAGAGAAGUGAUACGUAUGUCAAACAUUGUGUUAAAAGGUACAAAAGUUUUAAAUGAAAUACUUUAUAUUUCACGAUGUUUAAUCUUCAUCUUUACGUUUAAUGGAUACGGGAGAAACGGUCGUUUCGUUUUGUUGUUUCCUCAGUUCUUGUUAUAUAACGAGUUUGCGGUAGAUAUUUGGCUACUACAUGAAUGUAUUUGCUUUAUCGUAUUUACUAUUAUUUAUAAUGUUACAUGCAUAUCAUAUUACUUUCUCAUGGAAUACAAUGGCUUUUUAUUGUAACAUUCCUCUUAUCGAUUGGAUAUAUCAUCCCAUUGAUUCGUGAGAAGAUUAAGACUGGUAUGACGCUACGAUUCUCAAUAGGAAAUGACGAUAAAACUAUAAAAUAGUUGCACAUGAUAGAAAUUAAUAUUUAAUUGUGUACAUUACAUGCGAGAUGUACAAAGGGUUUUGUCACCUUUGCUCAUAAAAAGCUUAUGUGCAUGUACAUUUCUAAACCUGAUUAAAAUCUCACUUCACAUAAAUUAACUUAAUUUAGACUAUAUUUUAUUGACCGCACGUAAUGAGAAAUUAAAUGAAAUUCUCAAAAUGAUUUUUAAUAAAAUUAUGAAAUUAUA
Molecule: messenger RNA, 10595 nt
Organism: Pecten maximus
Lineage: Eukaryota; Metazoa; Mollusca; Bivalvia; Pectinida; Pectinidae
Product: protein O-linked-mannose beta-1,2-N-acetylglucosaminyltransferase 1-like
Exons: 26
Coding region: 306-2795 (829 amino acids)
Biological process (GO): protein O-linked glycosylation via N-acetylgalactosamine
Cellular component (GO): Golgi membrane
Molecular function (GO): beta-1,3-galactosyl-O-glycosyl-glycoprotein beta-1,3-N-acetylglucosaminyltransferase activity
Source: RefSeq, a predicted model, not a curated record